AUGAGAUUCGUGUCACUUUCUUAUGCUGGGUCUGAAGUUCCCGAAGAAGAGAAGAAGGAAGUAGCUGCGGAGGAAGAGAAACCAGCCGAAGAGGAGGCAGCCGUUGAGGAGGAGGCUGAACCUGCUGCCGAACCUGCUGCUGAAGAGACACCUGCUCCUGCAGCUGAAGAAGAAGUGGUAGAGACUCCAGCUGAAGAGACAACUGAAGAACAACCUGAGAAGAAGAAGAAGACUAACAUAAUUAAGAGAUUGUCACAACGCGGACUCAAGAAGCUGAGGAAGCCCAAGUCCAGCGAAGAAGCAGUCGGUGAUGAAGUAAAGGUCGUGGAGCCAACAGCAGAUGAAGCAGCCCCAGCGGAAGAAUCAGCCCCCGCAGAAGAAGCAACCCCCGCAGAAGAAGCAGCCCCCGUAGCAGAAGAAGCAGCUCCCGCUGAAGAGGAACCCGCUGAAGAGGUUUCUGUGGAGAAGGCCGACAAACGUCGGCUAAGUUUUGGGGCGCAAAUUCGAAAUCGUCUGUCGUUCGGAAAGGGUGAUAGGAAAAAGAAGAGACCAGCAGUUGCCGAAGAGCCAGCAGCAGAGACUCCAGCAGAAGAAGAAGCUCCUGAGACUCCUGAAACUGAGGAGGAGAUCAAGGAGAAGGCAGAAGACGAAUCCGCCGAAAAAGAAGACACAGAAGAGAAGCCCAAGGCCAGGAAGAGUUUCCUCUCUAUCUUCAAGAAGAAGCCUAAAACCGAGGACGCAGCCGCACCCGAGGUAGCAGAAGAGGAGGCCCCCGCGGACCCUGCUGAAGAAGCCCCUCCAGUUAUAGAAGAACCAGAAGCUGCAGCCCCUGAAGAAACACCUGCCGAAGAUGCCCCAGCUGAAGAGACGCCUGCUGAAGACACACCUGCUGAAGAGGAAAAGACUGAGGUUAACGAAGACAAACCUAAGAAAGAAAACUUCAUGAGCAGAAUGAAGAACAGCUUUAAGAACACGAAGAGACCAAAGGUAGAGAAAAGGAAUAACGAUAACGAGGAGCCAGCAGCUGAAGAAAUCGCCCCCACUGAAGAGGAAACGCCGGUAGAGAAAACAGAUAACGAAAUAACAGAUAACAAAGAGGCAGAGGAAACGAAAAAGGAAGAAAAGGAGAAGAAGAAACGAUCGAACAUCUUUAAGAAACCCAAGAAAGAGAAGAAAGAAGAGGAUGUAGUGGAAGAUAACAAGACGAUCGAAGAAGCAGCAAAAGAUGACACGAACGAGAACAAGAAGAGGAGCAAGCUGAACCUCUUCUCCAAGAAGAAAGAAAGUACGGAUGAGAAGUGUGACAAAGAAAAAGCAACACCCGUCCACACGUCGGACGAAGAAACCCACAACGUUGACAAUGGCACGCCUGGAGUGGAGGUCGGCGCCUGAGCAUCAUGAGCCCAUUACAUCGGAGCUCAGUUUCCCUGAUUAUGUCUCGCAUUAAGCGGCCCCGAACUACGGGCCCAGGAACAGGUGCACCCACCUACGGUACGCUAAAUAGAGAGCCCUGUCCAGGCACUGACAAUUCUAUUCUAGACACUGCACCUUAAAGCAGGCUCUCAACGCGCAGAUCUCCGUGCCGAGAUGCGCAGCACGUGCUAAGUUUGAGCAUGUGUUUGUAUGCAUGGUACGUGCGGGUGUGAAACGUUUUGUUCUAUUUUUAAUUUACGGUAUAUGUUUCUUUUUCGGUUUUUGGUUAAUUUAGUCCACGCCAAAUAGAAAAUAUGUACAAGAAUUAUUGAACGGAUUCCCUAAUCCCGAGCUAUUUGCAUAUUUUCUUAUUUACUAAAUUUAUAUUUUCGAAAUUUCUCGUAGCGAUAUCAUUCGUUGCUUGAUUUUAAUAUUGGAGUUUAGAAUUUGUUGGAAAUUUGAAUCUGCAUGAAAAUUUAUUGAGAAUUAUUAAAUAUAUAAUUUAAAUUAGUCUACCAUGGUGGAAAAAUUUUUAGCUUCAAACAUCUCCUUUGCUUAUUGAGUAUUACUAUAAGUAGUUUCCUAGGAAAUAUUUAAUUGUUGAUAAUAUUAGAGGCAGAACGAUUAUGAUCGAUAAAAGACCUAUGUUUUAAGGUGUCCCCUAAUGGGCCGUGUUUUGUUUCAUGAUAUAAUGCUAUCUUCAGUUAAAAUAUUUUAUUUUUAUUCAACUAAAAGUCGGAAGCCGAGCAUUGAUUUUUAUAGGAGCUUAAUGAGCAAGCUUAGAACUUGUAAUGUUUUAAAGUGAGCCUGCACUUGAACUGUAAUAUUAAUGUAAUUUUUUAUUAACAUUAAAAA
Messenger RNA from Bolinopsis microptera, 2268 nucleotides. RefSeq names its product fibrous sheath CABYR-binding protein-like. The record is from RefSeq and is a predicted model, not a curated record. The transcript has 13 exons. Lineage: Eukaryota; Metazoa; Ctenophora; Tentaculata; Lobata; Bolinopsidae. Bases 1 to 1392 code for a protein of 463 amino acids.